CUACCAAAAAAAAAAAAAAAAAAAAGAAGGGGACGGAUCCAUCUGCAACCGAGAGAAAAGGGGAAAAAACAGGGCUGGGGGGGGGGAGAGAAAGAGAUGAUUCCUCCAAAUCCAACAAGCCUGGGGAGCACUGCACUCUUGAAUCCUGCAUUUUCUCUCAAAAUGAUGGUGUGGGCACUUGUGUUCCUCUCUCUCAUCCAGUGUUCCACCCAAAAGGGAGAUGAUGAUUAUGAAGAUUAUACUUCAAAUAAGACUUGGGUUUUGACUCCCAAAGUUCAUGAGAGUGAUGUCACUCUUAUUUUAAACGGCUUGCUAGAAGGAUAUGACAACAAGUUGAGACCUGACAUAGGAGUUAAACCAACAGUAAUUCACACUGACAUGUAUGUAAAUAGCAUUGGGCCAGUGAAUGCUAUUAAUAUGGAAUAUACAAUUGAUAUAUUUUUCGCCCAAACGUGGUAUGACAGACGUCUGAAGUUCAACAGCACUAUAAAAGUGCUCAGAUUAAACAGCAACAUGGUUGGGAAGAUCUGGAUACCGGAUACAUUUUUCCGAAAUUCCAAGAAAGCUGAUGCUCAUUGGAUAACAACUCCUAAUAGGAUGCUCAGGAUCUGGAAUGACGGCAGAGUGUUGUACACACUGAGGCUGACAAUUGAUGCCGAGUGUCAGCUACAGUUGCACAACUUCCCAAUGGAUGCCCAUUCCUGCCCCCUGGAAUUUUCAAGCUAUGGCUACCCAAGAGAAGAGAUUAUAUACCAAUGGAAGCGCAGCUCAGUGGAGGUGGGGGACACAAGGUCCUGGAGGCUUUACCAGUUCUCCUUUACGGGAUUAAGAAAUACAACUGAGGUAGUGAAGACCACAUCAGGAGACUAUGUAGUCAUGUCUGUUUACUUUAACCUGAGUAGGAGAAUGGGUUAUUUCACUAUUCAGACCUACAUUCCCUGCACACUUAUUGUUGUGCUGUCCUGGGUCUCUUUCUGGAUUAACAAGGAUGCAGUUCCAGCCAGAACAUCACUGGGCAUUACUACUGUCCUGACAAUGACCACCUUAAGUACAAUUGCUCGUAAAUCUCUUCCAAAAGUAUCCUAUGUGACAGCAAUGGAUCUCUUUGUAUCAGUCUGCUUUAUUUUUGUUUUCUCUGCACUGGUGGAAUAUGGAACUUUGCACUACUUUGUCAGCAACAGAAAGCCAAGCAAGGAUAAAGACAAAAAGAAGAAAAAUCCACUUCUUCGGAUGUUUUCCUUCAAGGCACCUACAAUUGACAUCCGACCUCGAUCAGCUACUAUUCAAAUGAACAAUGCUACACACCUCCAAGAAAGGGAUGAAGAAUAUGGGUAUGAGUGUCUUGAUGGCAAGGACUGUGCUAGUUUUUUUUGCUGCUUUGAGGAUUGUCGAACAGGAGCAUGGAGGCACGGAAGAAUACAUAUCCGCAUUGCCAAAAUGGACUCCUAUGCCCGCAUCUUCUUCCCAACUGCCUUCUGUUUGUUUAACCUGGUGUAUUGGGUAUCAUAUCUUUACCUUUAAAUGCAAAAGGAAAUCAGUGAUAUGAGCCUUACUCACUGAAUUUCUUAGAGAGAUGGUUUCCUAAGUCCACUUGAAGUAUUUAUGACGCGCUUUAUAGUGGUCUGAAUUCUUUAGUACCAUUACCCAGUAAAUAUCAGUCAUAUCAUUUGUCCAAAAAUUACCAUCAGGUUGUUGUGAAUUAAAUGUCCGUUCAACAUGUUGAAAUAAUUUGAAAUAAAAAUCUUAUAAAUAGGUAAUAUACAGCUAUACCUGAUGGAAUAGAGAAACAGAGCAGACAGGGCAAGGGGAGCAUGGCAACAUCACUUAAGUUGGCACUGCCAUUUCAAACAGAAGUGACAGAGAGAAUUCCCAGGUAAAGUACUGUACAGUUUGUUAACAUUGGCUAUAAUUAUGCUAUAGCUUUAUUCUCUGUGGGCUUUUCUUUUUGGAAGAGUCAUCUCUCACUUUGAAUAGGUAUUAUUAAGCUAGGAAAGUAACUUCUACUCCCACCAAAAUAAAAAUAGACCUUUCCCUUUGCCAUCCCUUUAAGAGCACAUGUACAAUGCUGUAAAUAUUUCAAUACCUUGUAGUACAUAAAGUCUAGUGCAUGCAUCUUCUGGGGGCCAAAAUAAAUGAAACAAAGGUACCAUAAAGUAUUGUCUUUUAUUUUGUGUCUCUGGCUGUGCUAUUGUAAUUUAAAUGUGGAUUAAAAACAUUUUUCCUUGAAAAAUUUUCCCUUUCCCUCAUGCAUGGAAGACCCAAGCAGACAGCACUUUCAUGUAAAACAUUAGAGAAGCCUUAAGGAUUCAAAUAAAUAACAUGUAGACAAAUCUGUAUGGCCAAUAUAAUAGCUCAUAGUAUACGUCUGCUGCAGUUUUAGCCUUCAUUUUCCAUUUAUAAUGUUUCUAUAUUUCAACUGAAUUUCCAGUAAUUAUACAUCGCAAGAUCAGCUUCUAAAUUUAAUCCAUGUGUUUCCAUUGUUUUUUCCCAUGUUGAACUCUUUGAACUCUAUUUUCCUCACACAAGGUUGUUUUUUUCCCCUCUUCAAUCCAGUCAGGAAAUAGCUUUUAUUGUAGACAUUUUUACAUAAGGACUUCAAGUUCAUUUUGAAAUACUAGGUUUUGUAUUAUGUAUAUGCAUACAACUCUCUGCCCAUUUAUGUCAUUGAUCAGCAAUAGUUGUUGCUAGUGAUGCUUUUCACUCUGUGAGUACCUUUACUAAACAAACCCUAACACCAUAGCUAGCACACAGUUUAUAGAUAGCCUUGAAAAUAAAAGAGAACAAAGAGUGUCUUGGCUACUAAAUCAUAGUUACGCAGUUUAUGUGUAUUUAAAAAAUUCAGCCCACCUGGCUGAAUCUUGAAACCCACUUACCCACUGGUUUUCAGAACCUCUAUGACGCUCAAUUAUGCAACCUUAAGCACAUGUAAAUAUGACUGACUUCUUUUUUAAUUAUUGUCAAAGAUGUAAAAUGUCACCUCCAGAAAUGUGAGUUUGCAAAUUGAAAUGGGAGAUAUUCAAUUAUCAUUACAGAAUUACUAAUAGCUAAAAUGGAGAAAAAAAAAAAAAAAAAAAAAAAAAGAAAAAAAAAAAGGAAGUUUUCAAAUGUUUGUAUAGUUUUGAAAUAAAAAUGUAUAAAAAAGGAAUAACCUGAACAUCAAUUGCUCCUUGUCCAAUAUAUCUGAAAACCUUUUAAUAAAGGAAUUGCACACACCUGUGGACUUUUUCCAAUAAAACUGCUGCACUCAACUCCACAGUUUUCUUGUAGUUGGUUUGUUAAAAUCAUACUUGAAGGAGUAGACAUUUUGAAGAUGCUGGAUUCAUCAGUUGCCUAAAUAUAACUGAUUAUAAUCCUCAUAA
This is a messenger RNA of Anas platyrhynchos (mallard), 3359 nucleotides long. RefSeq names its product gamma-aminobutyric acid type A receptor subunit gamma2 (gene GABRG2). NCBI's taxonomy places the organism in Eukaryota, Metazoa, Chordata, Aves, Anseriformes, Anatidae. The record is from RefSeq and is a predicted model, not a curated record. Gene Ontology annotation, molecular function: GABA-A receptor activity; extracellular ligand-gated monoatomic ion channel activity. Gene Ontology annotation, biological process: monoatomic ion transmembrane transport; chloride transport; gamma-aminobutyric acid signaling pathway. Gene Ontology annotation, cellular component: membrane.